Messenger RNA from Medicago truncatula (barrel medic), 1505 nucleotides. RefSeq names its product SEC14 cytosolic factor. The transcript has 12 exons. The record is from RefSeq and is a predicted model, not a curated record. NCBI's taxonomy places the organism in Eukaryota, Viridiplantae, Streptophyta, Magnoliopsida, Fabales, Fabaceae. The coding region runs from base 173 to 1225 and encodes 350 amino acids.
UUCAUUUGUUUGGAUCAAUUUUCCCACUAAUUUUUCUUUCUUUACAACAUUAAUCACUUCAGUACUUCCUAUAGUUUCAAAAUUAGGAAGCUGCAACAGAGUCCAAAAACACAAAGCCAUAUGUGAAAAACAAAACAAAGCUAGAAUCUUUUCACACAAGGUAUAGAAGAAGAUGGAUGCAAUUAAGCAGUUGCAGUCUUUGAUGGAAAAUGUUGAUGAGCAACAGAAGAUUGCAUUCAAGAAUCUGCAUCAGGGCUAUCCUACUGAAAUGUUGGCCCGAUUUCUCAAAGCUAGGGACGGGAAUGUUGCCAAAGCUCAAAAAAUGUUAAUUGAUUGUUUACAUUGGAGAGUGGAAAAUGAGAUUGACAAAGUUUUAGCGCAGAAACCAAUUCCUGCGGAUUUGUACAAACCUGUGCGAGAUUCUCAGCUCAUAGGAAUGUCCGGUUACACAAAAGAGGGCCUACCAGUCAUCGCUGUUGGCGUUGGGCUCAGUACAUAUGACAAAGCAUCUGACAAAUACUAUAUACAGUCACACAUCCAAGUGAAUGAAUAUAGGGAUCGCGUUAUCUUGCCAACAGCUACAAAGAAGCAUGGACGAUAUAUUGGCACCUGUGUGAAAGUCUUGGAUAUGACUGGUUUGAAAUUUUCAGCACUCAACCAGUUAAGGCUUUUGACAGCAAUAUCUACUAUAGAUGACUUGAACUACCCGGAAAAGACAGACAUAUACUAUAUUGUUAAUGCACCAUAUGUAUUCUCCGCGUGUUGGAAGGUUGUAAAGCCUCUUUUGCAAGAAAGAACAAGAAAGAAAAUCCAAGUGCUGCAAGGCUGUGGGAAGGAGGAAUUACUCAAGGUAAUGGACUAUGCAUCCCUCCCACACUUCUGCAAAAAACAAGAUUCCAAGUCAUCAAGACACAAUGCAUCCGGAUCGAAUACCGAAAACUGUUUCUCAUUCAAUCAUGUUUUCCAUCAACAACUCUAUAACUACACAAAACAGCAAGCUAAUUUUGCGGAAUCAAUGUCACCAAUGAUGAGACAAGGAUCUUUCUAUGUAGACAUACCAGAGCCAGACCCUGAUGAUGCCAAAAUAGCGAAAACCAUUGAAGUUGAGUUUCAAAAAUUGGAAAAUCAGAAUAAUGGAACCAUUGAAGUUGAGUUUCACAAAUUGGAAAUCCAGAAUAAUGGAUUUACCAACUCAAGAAAUGGUCUUGCAGUUAAUGGACAUUGAGAAAGCUUGUGAAAAUUCUGAGCCAGUUUUAUUUCUUAAUUGCUUUAUACCAAGUUAUUAUAAGAUGUAAUAUUGUAAUAUUUGCAUCAAACUCAGAUGCAAAUAUCUUGAGAUCCAAACUUUAAUCUAAUUUCUCGGUAACCAUUUUGGAUAAUGAUCAUAUGAUAUGAUAUUUGUUCAACAAAAGAUGGCACCAUGUUGUAAUUAUAAAUUCCUAUGAUAUAACUAUCUUGAUGCAUUGUUCUUAAAUAGAACUCUAUUGUUGCUUUUGAUUUGGUCA